CUAUCAGAGACGCAGAUUGUGCAUAACCAUAGUAACGUCAUCAAACGUGGUGCGAGUUCAUUUUCAUGGCGCUGUCCGUACACACGUGAAUGUGAGAAGGCACUGGCAGAUCUUCGUUUGAUUUAUCUGUUGCAAUGGAUAAGAGUAAAGCCGACGAACCGCUGAAGAAAAAGAAAGUUAAAAGUGCACAGAAAGAGAAGACGAAUAAGAGAAAGGCUGAGGAUGAGGAUCUGGUGACGUUGCAGGAAGACGAAACAAACAGAAACGUCACUGAAGAAAAAACGGAGAAAAAGCAGAAGAAGAGAAAGAAAAGCAAAACCGAGGAUCUGGUGACGUUGCAGGAAGACGAAACAAACACAAACAUCCCUGAAGAGAAAACAGAGAAACAGCAGAAGAAGAGAAAGAAAAGCAAAACCAAGAGUUCUGAAAUUAUGAAGCAACAAGAACCAUCUGUAAAAGAGGAGGAGCAGGAGGAAAACGGGCCGGGUGAAGAGGAAGAAUUGAGUCCUGAGGAGAGACGAGUGCUGGAGAGGAAGCUGAAGAAAAUUCGCAAAAAGGAGGAGAAGAAGAAACUGAAGGAGGAAAGCAAAAGCGUAACACCGGAAAACAACGUGGCAGAGAAACAGGCGCUGGAAUACCUCACAUGCUGGUCAGAGAGACGAGAGGAGUGGAAGUUUCAGAAAACCAGGCAAACUUGGUUAUUGCAGAACAUGUACGACAGUGUUAAGGUGCCUGAUAGUCAUUUUGAUGUGCUGUUAUCGUAUCUUGACGGUCUUCGUGGAUCUGCGAGAGAUACCACACUGCAGAAAGCUGAAGUUAUUUUGCGCUGGGACGGACAAGGAGAAAAAGAGGAAACACAAGAUGCUGAAAAGAAGCAACAGAGAGCCAAACAAAUCGUCCAGCUGCUAUGAAACACUCAACAAUACAUCACAAUAUGGUGUUUUCUGGCUUCUCUUAAGAGACCGUUCACCCAAAAAUAUUAAUUCUGUCACCAUAUACUUCCUCUUUACUUGUUUCAAACUUUGCUUUCUUCUGUUAAACACAAAAGAAGAUAUUUUGAGAAAGCUAACUAUUGACUUCAAUAUCAGGAAAACAAAUAGCUACUAUGGAAGUCAAUACUGGUUUUUAGAUUUCUCCAAAAUGUUUUUGUAGUUUUCAACAUUACAUGAAUGUAAAUAAAUGAUUUUAUCUAUGUAUAGUAA
Danio rerio (zebrafish) is the source of this 1202-nucleotide messenger RNA. The record is from RefSeq and is a predicted model, not a curated record. NCBI's taxonomy places the organism in Eukaryota, Metazoa, Chordata, Actinopteri, Cypriniformes, Danionidae.